Rhizophagus irregularis DAOM 181602=DAOM 197198 is the source of this 1233-nucleotide messenger RNA. RefSeq lists its product as uncharacterized. The record is from RefSeq and is a predicted model, not a curated record. Lineage: Eukaryota; Fungi; Glomeromycota; Glomeromycetes; Glomerales; Glomeraceae.
AUGUCAUCAUCUUAUAAUCCAGCUGAAGAAACAAUUAAUUCAAUUCUCACUGGAUUACUUCCAGUAUUGAUAGUUGGUCUGUUUAAUGGUUUUGAAGAUGGUAAAAGAAUGAAAUUAUCCGUGAUAAAUAUAUUUGAUGAUUUUGUUAUAUUUGCAUCUAUUGUCAUAUAUCCUAUAAUUACAGCAAUUGAUUGGUAUCAAUAUUAUAGCAGCUAUUACAAAAAAACAGUUAUUGCAUAUUACACUGUUAUAGCAAUUCUUGGAAUAAUUUCAUACAUCCGUUUCUUACGGGUUCAAUACAUAAAUGAAGUUAAAGAAAACGAAAACAAUAAAAAUGUAAGCUUGGAUGAAGAAGAAACAGAAAUAGAUGAGAGAGGAAAUGGUGAAACAAGUAUAAAUAUGGAUAAUGUCAACACAAAUAAAGAGAAUGAUGAAAAAAUAAAUGGGAGAGUAAUUUACAAAAUUAUAAAAAAGUUAUUUAAAAAAUCUACAGGUGAAAUAUUUAAAGGUGAAAUGUUAGCUUGCUACUUCAUUUUCGUACUUACUUUUUCAUCAUAUAUUGGGUAUGACGCCUUUAUCAGUGGUGAUCUUGAUGCUCCCAACUUAAGUUUGAAUAACGUUACUUUUAGUACCGAUAAUUUUAAUAACGCUAAAAAUAACGUUAACAAGGCUUUUAGUCACAUGAGUAGUUAUUGCAUUGAAAACUUUGGAGUUAAAAAAUGCAACAAUUUGAGGCUAACAAAUAUGAUAAUAUAUUUUUCUGGAAUUGUAUUCUAUGGUUUACAUGGGUUUUAUAUCACAAUUUUACGCAUUCACAAACUUCGCAAAGGUAAUUUGGGACGUUAUUUAGGAGAUUUUAAACAUAUUAUCGAUCAUUUCAAAACAAUCUUUAAGUUUUUUAAACAUAUCAAUAUAGUGUUAUUAAUUGUUUAUCCAGCUAUUGUAUCUGGAUAUUUAAUUAGCACCGAUCCUAUUACCACAAAAAUAGCUUUUGGAAUUUGUACUUUAGCUUUUACUAGAUUAGUUGACCAUUUUAAUGAAAAACCUGAUAAAAUCAAUACAUUAAUCUCCAUUUAUCUGAAUGGCGAAGAAAAUAGUAAAGAUAAAGAGCAAAUAGAUAAACUAACAGAAGAGAUAGAAAAGCUAACAAAAAAGAUAAACAAUCAAACAAACGUGAUAAAUAAUCUAAGAAAAGAGAUAAAAGAAAACAAGCUGAACAGAGCGGAAACGUGA